Molecule: messenger RNA, 1233 nt
Organism: Aspergillus niger
Lineage: Eukaryota; Fungi; Ascomycota; Eurotiomycetes; Eurotiales; Aspergillaceae
Exons: 2
Coding region: 1-1233 (410 amino acids)
Biological process (GO): intracellular calcium ion homeostasis; calcium ion transmembrane transport
Cellular component (GO): fungal-type vacuole membrane
Molecular function (GO): calcium:proton antiporter activity
Source: RefSeq, a predicted model, not a curated record
AUGGAGGGUCCCUCUGGCAUAUCGGCAGAAUCGGAUCCCCCUACGCCGCCUCCCAGUGAGCGCGCAUCUUCGCCGACCGCGCCCCUCCACGGGCGCACCAAUCCUUUCCACAUGGUCAUUAUGAGAAUCGGUAGCCACCCUGUCUUGAAAGCACUCGCUGGAUUUGUGCUCCUGGGACUCCUCUCAGGCUUUCUGGGAUGGCCCAGGCAGUUGGUCUUCUGGGUGAAUCUGGUCGCCUUAGUUCCGCUGAUGGCCAUCAUCACCAUUGCUAUCACCGAGCUGUCCCAUACGCUGGGCCCGUUCUUUCACGAGCUCCUGAAGUCGACCCUGGGUAACUCGGUCGAAUUGAUGGUUGGGCUUGUGUCUGCGCAAAUGGGUCAAGGGCGUAUCUUCCACUCAGUUGUGGUUGGAAGUAUCCUGUGUUAUUCUCUCCUGGUGCUGGGUAGCUGUUUCUUGAUCUCUGGCUACGACAAGGAACAUCUACACUUUGAUCGCACCUUGACUAGCAUCAUGUCGUCGUUGAUGAUGAUGGUAUGCAUUUCUUUGGUGCUUCCCGGCGUCAUGGUCACGUUUCCGUCGUUGGAUACCCUCUCCAUCAGCGCCGUAGUGACCAGCCAUGAGGUUCAGAUGGUCUCGUAUGGGAUUGCUCUCAUCUUGCUGGGUCUAUUCGGUGUCUUUCUCCUCUUUCAACUCAAGUCCCAUGCUGCAUUAUUUCGCAUUGCCGAGGGGGCAGCUGAGUCGCACUGGAACGAUGCUAGCAGUGAAAACCGGGCGGAUGAGAACCCAAUGCCGACUGUUCAUGAACUGGUCAUGUUCACGCCCCGAUCGGCGGGAGUUGCUCUCCUGGUUGGCGUGGCGUGCUUGACGGGGUGUGUUGUGCACAUUGUGAACAGCGUCAAUGCUGCGCUAGAGCGGGGAACGGGCACCAGCUUCCCCAUUCUGGUUUGGGUGCCUCUGGUGGGGAACGUGACCAAGUACCUGACCAUCGUGAUCAUCUCGCGCCAGGGCCAUGUGGAGGUCGCCGUCCGAAACAUCUUGAAUAGCGUUCUGCGCCUCACCCUGUUGGUCACGCCAACUCUGGUUCUCUUGGGGUGGUCGCUGGGCCAAUCGGUGACUCUGCAGAUGGAUAAUUUCGAAGCGACGAUGUUGUUCCUCGCCGCUAUGGUUAUGAGCCACGUGAUUCACGAAGGUCGGGCCAACUACUUUGAUGGCCUCAUGCUGUGCGGAACGUGA